AUGACGAUUUUAGGUUCCCAAAUUCUGACCCUAUUCGGGUGUCUGUUCAGCCUAUCUUUCCUCUUAGUGCCCACGGAGGCUUGGACGGGGAGAGUUUGCAGCAGGGUUGUGAAAGCUUAUCGUUACCAGAGAUAUUGCUCUUACAGUACAUGGCUUGGAUGUUGUAGAUACAGUUCCAGAAGAGUAAGCUAUUACUAUACACAAAGCUAUUGUUGCUCAGGAUAUCAGGAAACUAGUCCUGGCAAUCGAAAUUGCAACAAACCUGUGUGCAGGCCUUACUGUUUCAAUGGAGGGACAUGCAUUAGACCUGACGAAUGUGACUGUCCAGACGGUUUUACGGGGCGGCUUUGUGGAGACACGGCAUGCGCUUCACACAAACAGCCAUGUUACCCUGGAUGGUGCGAAAGCAAUAAUUGCAAGUGCUUCAAUGCAUUUACAGGCACAGGCUGUAAAGAAGUGAUUUCGUCGAAUUAUAAACCAAUCAUCGACAGCUGCCAGACAGCCUUCUCAUUCUAUGACCGUGCAAAAGGCAUGCAGAUGUAUGAGCACAAAGUUGAUGCGACCGGAAAGAAUGAAACAGAAAUAAUUUGGAGCAAUCAAAACUCGUACAACAUCAUCAACAUGACGUUUGAAGCGUCCUUUGAUUGGCAAACGGAGAGGGAAAGCCUUCCCAUGACGCCAGAUUAUAUUGGUGACCUCAAAAUUGGUGUUGUCAGCGCCAUGGUGGAUACAAUUUACACCAGGUUACCGAUACCAGGUACAACUGGGAGAGAGGUUGUGUCUAGUCAGACGAAAACUUACAGAUGCGAAGGGCUAUCUCAGAGUGACCCUGUCACAAUCAAUGAACUAAAAUGUCGGUUGAACGAAGAAAGCUUUCAACUAGCAAUACGCUCAGGAGACUGGUUUACGUUCACAUUUUCUGCUAAGACGGGAGGAUUUAGAAAUCUUAUCGAUACAAACAACAAUCAGCCAUUCCAAACAGAGUACUAUACAGGAAAUGUACAAACGGUCAAAGUGAUGCAGUUCCGGUUUGAUUUUGAGGUUCCUGAACAUUGCAAUUUAACUUGCCCGACAAAGUCAGUUUUGAAGGUCGUAGAAGAUAUAACUAAGACACCUAUCAAUGUACGCUGGUCCGGUUGGUCCGACAUCAUUAGCGGGGUUGCUGAUUACACGUUGGAAAUAUUUAAGUUGCAGCCAAAUCGAUUCUCAAACAUUCUGGAGGAGCCUGAUCCUCUUGGACCUAAUGCAAUAUUUAGAAUCAACCAUACCACGUCCGAUUUUGAGUACAUUAAAACGUAUACACCCUCUGAACCAGGGAUGUACAGUCUGAUUUUGGAGAUAAGAGAUCGCGCUAAUAACACCGUCUAUAUCCGGAGAUUUGCUUUGUAUGACCCUGUGUCAGAGAUCACAAUCAGCAGUGACCAUAAACUUACUGUGACAUCUGCGGAAGCAGACACUGGAUAUAUAUGGCAGUCGAUCUUUGGUAACUCUGCUAAUGGCGGCACAACUAUAGACGUAACAUGGAAGAAUUUCUUCCUAAACAAAUUGCAUGAUGAAAACCACCUUCUCAACUCAAUCAGCCCUUAUCCUAAUCAACUGGAUGACGGAGGACGACGCGGAGAAGGCUACAAAAGGAUAUAUCCCGAGUUCGAUGACAACGAAGGAGAAAGAACAACGGGGGAGAUUCCCAACACCAGAGGUAUUGUCCGCUUCGACAUCGUAUCUGACUAUGACAGCAAUGGUGGAUCUUCGCUUGAAAAUCCUCCAGAUAAAUGGCGUUCAUUGCCUGGCAUUCUAGACGGCGACACAGAAUCGUUUAAUGCCAAUGCUAUAAGCGAUGGGAGUACCGCAAAAGUAUGGGUACGAGCCCAUGACGCGAUGGGUAAUUCUAGGACGGAAUCAACAUUAGUUCACUUUGACAUGUCUGAACCAGAGAUCAUCGAUGGGCCUGUAAUUCAAACUAACAUUGAAAAUGGAAAUUUUCCAUUUUCUAGCCGUAUCAAGGUAGAAUGCCGGGACAUACACAGUGGUGUGUACAAAAUACACUGGAAGCUACGAAUGGCCAACAACAGAUCUUUUGUGAAAAUGGAGGGAGAUGCAAUAAAUCCGUUGCAAACCAGCAACUGUGCAUCUGACUGCUAUCGGACCUUCAUCAAUGAGUGGUACAACCGCUCUAUAGAGUUCGACAUUAACCACUGCUGGAUGAGGAUUCCAAAGGAAAAUCUAGAUACCCAAGUCAUGGAGCUCCACAUGGCUGUAUUAAACUCUGCGAUGCUUUCUAUCACAAGGGUCUUGAAAAUUGACAACAUAAGAAGUUACCGCGGUAUUGAAGAUUAUUUUGGGCCAAUGAAUAUCAAGAUGACCAGACAAUCCGAGACCGGCGUCAGUUUAUCAUGGGACCACGCCCCUUCUUGUUAUGCACGUGACACAAUUCUAGUUGUCGUGGUUAUGCCUGACAAUAGCACUAAAACCUUAAGAGCGGAUAAAGAUACCGAUCGCUUCGAUAUCACGGGACUGGUAGCCCUCACGAAAUAUCCCAUAAAACUUUACACUAUCUACGUCACUGAUGACGAGACUGGUGAGACGACAACAAGUCAAGAAUCAUACGUCAUUAUUGAGACUGCACCAAAACCAACGGACGAAGGCUUACCAGGGGGCGCUAUUGCUGGCAUUGUGAUAGUGAUCCUGCUUCUGGUCAUUAUUGUCAUCGGCGUCGUAUUAUUGUGGAGAACCGGCAGAAUAGAGACUUUGUUAGCACGCAUCCGGUCCAGACGCGAAACAACGCAGGCCUCACCUGUUGUAUUUAGUAGUGAAGAGGGGCGGAAGGGACGCAAAGUCACCGGAGUGAACAACAAGAUGUACUCGAGGAGCUUCAAUGAAGACAUGAUAUACUAUGGAGAGGUGGAUCUUUCUAAGAAGCCAUGGUCACUCUCGCGAAAGGAUAUCUCACUUGAAGAGGAAAUAAAGUCAGGUCGUUUUGCCACCAUAUAUAAGGCGAAAAUGUUCUCCCGUCAUCACGCUGACGCUGACACCGUUGUGGCUAAAGUAUUGAAAGCGAACUGCGAAGAAAAAGACGUGACAUUAAUGAAGGCUAAGAUUAAUUUCUAUGGCUCCGAAGUUGGUAAUCACCCGAACGUCCUGAAGUUUAUUGGGUCAGUCGACGACAAUGCAAUGGGUCCAUUUAUGGUGUUGGAGUACUGCGAGAAUGGCACUGUGAAGGACUACCUAACAAGCCAAAAGACCAAGGUCAGUGAGCAGGUCCAUGAACGACUGUUCAAAUUUGUCUUCGAUGUCAGCAAAGGCAUGGAAUACCUGGCCAACAAAAAGAUUGUACAUCGGAGAUUGGCUGCCAGAAACAUUCUGCUCACCUUCCUCUAUGAGGUGAAGAUAUCCGGCUUCGGGCCGAUACCAAAUGAAGAAGACGAAAGUGGUAAAGCGGAGAAGAUCCCUGUGAAGUGGCUUCCUCCUGAGUGUAUAGAGGCUAGCUCUACCCGGGACGCUACACAGAAAUCCGACGCCUGGUCUUAUGGCAUUUUGAUGUGGGAGAUAUUUACCUUAUGUGACAUCCCGUUCUCAGAUGUUCGGUCUGCGAGUUUACUGCCACACCUAAAGAGGGGAGAAAGACCGCCGAAGCCAGAAUAUGCUGAUGAAAAGAUGUAUGGCAUUAUGAAAAAGUGCUGGCAUGAGACUCCGAAGAAGAGACCAUCUUUCGCCAAAUUACGAGCAGAACUUGAGACACUUUUCAUCUCCUCAGGUGAUGACGAAUUCUACUACGACAACCAGUUCAUCUACGAUAACAAACAAUAGUUAACAGUAUUGUUGGACGUUUUCUACAAAUAAGUGUUUUUUCUAACCAAACACGAAGAGGGCAUAUGCAGUUGAGUUUAAACUUGACAAAACCAAUACAAAUUUACUUCCUUCAUCAACUUUCAUAAAGUAAAAUAAUGUAAAUACACACAAUCAAAAGUGGUUUCCACUUGUAAGUGAUGGAAUGAAGUUUGAACUUAAUUCUGACUACAAAAUGUAUACAUGCUUCUACGAAGUAAGGAUUUAUAAUCAAAGCAUCUCAAUAUCGUAAUACACAUGCUUAUGGUUCACUCACCUUUGCCCAUUAACUUACGUUGCAAAAGAAAUAACAUAUUGUGUUGUACAUUUUCAUUAUUCAUUCUGGAGUGAUUCCAUUUUGUACAUUGAUAAAUAUUACAUUAUGUGAAGCUAUAAAUAUAUUACACAUUAGUUACCAAACGAUAAAUUCAGUCCCAUCGGUUACAUGUUAAUUAUUGACAAGACAUUUACAAUGACAAAGAAUCACUUAUGUCACAUCGACAUACUUCUUACUACAAAAUGUAUAUAUGUUUCUACGCUUCAUUUUGCUUUAAACUUAUACAUGGUAUCAUUUGUAACAAUAUAGGUGAAUAUGGACCUGUCCUGGUCUAUAACAUUAGGAUCUGAACAUCUGUAACAAUAUAGGUGAACAUGUACCUGUCCUGGUCUAUAACAUUAGGACCUGACCAUUUUAACAAUAUAGGUGAACAUGUACCUGUCCUGGUCUAUAACAUUAGGAUCUGAACAUUUGAAACAAUAUAGGUGAACAUGUACCUGUCCUGGUCUAUAACAUUAGGAUCUGAACAUUUGCAACAGUAUAGGUAUUUAAGGACAUGUGGUCUCUGAUCAGUGCUAUUUGACUGUAAUAUAUUCUCAGGUCACUCUUAAGUGUCCUACUUGUAUAUCGUGAAGUAAAGGUUUGUACGUAAAAGUUGAUUUACCUUAAACUUAGACAAGGUUUAUAAAACUGGUUUGGAGCCUCAAAUGUUAAAUCACUACCUAAUGAUGCAUCUCCUAAUGCCACAAUUUCCUCACAUCAUCAUUCUUUAUUUACAUUACUUGUACACUAAAUCAGAUGUAAAAGAAUGCUUAUCUUUCUAAUCAGAGAAAAAAAUUCAUAGAUGGAGGUAUUUAUCAUCGUUUAUUUACAUUACUUUGACACUAAAUCAGAUGUAAAAGAAUGCUUAUCUUUCUAAUCAGAGAAAAAAAAUCAUAGAUGGAGGUAUUCAUAAUCAUCGUUUAUUUACAUUACUUGGACACUAAAUCAGAUGUAAAAGAAUGCUUAUCUUUCUAAUGAGAGAAAAAAAUCAUAGAUGGAGGUAUUUAUCAUCAUCGUUUAUUUACAUUACUUGGACACUAAAUCAGAUGUAAAAGAAUGCUUAUCUUUCUAAUCAGAGAAAAAAAAUGGAGGUAUUUAUCAAGAUGCUUAUUGCAUUGAUUAUCCUUUAUUUGAUCAGUGAAACCUUUUCUUACAAUUUACAAGUGACUUUCGUCCCUGGUUUCAUCUGAGCAAAUACUAACAUGUCUACAAAAUUAUAAUCCAAUCUCUAAUUCAAUAAAA
Molecule: messenger RNA, 5386 nt
Organism: Ylistrum balloti
Lineage: Eukaryota; Metazoa; Mollusca; Bivalvia; Pectinida; Pectinidae
Exons: 22
Coding region: 1-3807 (1268 amino acids)
Biological process (GO): multicellular organism development; positive regulation of kinase activity; protein phosphorylation
Cellular component (GO): signaling receptor complex
Molecular function (GO): ATP binding; protein binding; transmembrane receptor protein tyrosine kinase activity
Source: RefSeq, a predicted model, not a curated record